Arabis nemorensis is the source of this 333-nucleotide messenger RNA. NCBI's taxonomy places the organism in Eukaryota, Viridiplantae, Streptophyta, Magnoliopsida, Brassicales, Brassicaceae. The record is from the annotation of a GenBank genome assembly.
AUGUCAGGCGUGUGGGUGUUCAAGAACGGAGUGAUAAGGCUUGUGGAGAACCCUAACCAGUCAGGAACCGACACUCACGGUCGAAAGAAAGUGAUGGUCUAUUUACCGACAGGAGAAGUGGUCUCAUCUUACUCGACGCUCGAGCAGAUCCUCGAGAGUCUUGGGUGGGAGAGAUACUUUGGUGGUGGCGACACAGAUCUUCUCCAAUUCCACAAACGCUCCUCGAUCGAUCUCAUCUCUCUCCCUAGAGAUUUCACCAAAUUCAACUCCGUUUACAUGUACGAUAUCGUCGUCAAGAACCCUAAUUACUUCCACGUCCGAGACUCCCAUUGA